UUCAUAUACGCAAGCUAAUAUGUGGCUAAGCUAGCAGGCUAAGCAGACUGCCGGGUAAUUCGACAACAAUAGUUGCGAAAAUUAGACAGCUUUCAUUUAGAUUUUCUUACGUUUCAACCUUUGUAACGAGAUGAAUACAAGCCCUUGUACUCACAGUGAUAUGAAAUUCACUAUUAUUGUUCGGUAAAAUAAUGGCACAUAUGUGUGCGUGGUUUUGUUCAGAUUCAAACUAGUUUCAAGAUAUAGACGUUGAAGUUGUUUGUACUUGUGGGCUCUGUUGUGUCAUUUCAGCGAGACAAGUGAAGGAAAAUGACGUCCAUUAUCAAGCUGACAGCCGUGUCAGGGGUUCAGGAGGAGUCUGCCCUCUGUUACCUGCUGCAGGUGGAUGAAUUUCGCUUCCUGCUGGACUGUGGAUGGGACGAGAACUUUUCAAUGGACAUUAUUGAUGCCAUGAAGCGAUAUGUUCAUCAGGUCGAUGCAGUGCUGCUGUCCCACCCUGACCCCAUUCACCUGGGAGCCCUGCCCUAUGCUGUUGGCAAGCUGGGUCUAAACUGUACUAUCUAUGCCACCAUUCCGGUCUACAAAAUGGGUCAGAUGUUCAUGUAUGAUUUAUAUCAGUCUCGAAACAACAGUGAAGAUUUCACGCUCUUCACCCUUGAUGACGUAGACAGUGCUUUUGACAAAAUCCAGCAACUGAAGUACUCUCAGAUUGUCAGUCUGAAAGGUAAGGGCCAUGGUCUUUCCAUCACUCCUCUUCCUGCUGGACACAUGAUCGGAGGCACCAUAUGGAAGAUUGUCAAGGAUGGAGAGGAGGAAAUUGUCUAUGCAGUGGACUUUAACCAUAAGAGAGAAAUCCACCUGAAUGGCUGCACUUUGGAGAGCAUUAGUCGUCCAUCCUUACUGAUUACUGACUCCUUUAAUGCUACUUAUGUACAACCACGCCGCAAGCAAAGAGAUGAGCUGCUGCUCACUAAUGUAAUGGAGACCUUGCGUGGGGAUGGGAAUGUCCUUAUUUCCGUGGACACGGCUGGACGCGUCCUGGAGCUGGCACAGCUCCUGGACCAGAUUUGGAGGACAAAGGAUGCUGGACUGGGAGUUUACCCGUUAGCUCUGCUCAACAAUGUCAGUUACAAUGUGGUGGAAUUCUCCAAGUCCCAGGUGGAGUGGAUGAGCGACAAACUCAUGAGGUGUUUUGAGGAUAAAAGAAACAAUCCCUUCCAGUUCCGACACCUGACCCUGUGCCACAGUCUGGCAGACCUGGCCCGGGUCCCCAGCCCCAAGGUGGUGCUUUGUAGCCAGCCAGACCUUGAGUCUGGUUUUUCCAGAGAACUUUUUAUUCAGUGGUGUCAAAACGCAAAAAAUUCCAUCAUCCUGACCUACCGCACCACACCUGGAACGUUGGCGCGCUACCUCAUCGACAACCCUGGGGAAACGAUGCUGGAUCUGGAGGUCAGGAAAAGAGUGAAGCUCGAGGGCAAGGACCUGGAGGAAUAUCUGGAGAAGGAGAAAGUGAAGAAGGAAGCAGCAAAAAAACUCGAACAAGCAAAAGAGGUGGAUGUGGACUCGAGUGAUGAGAGCGACGUGGAGGAUGACAUCGAUCACCUAGCUGCGGUGAAAACCAAGCAUCACGACUUGAUGAUGAAGAGCGAGGGGAGCCGUAAAGGCAGUUUCUUCAAACAGGCUAAAAAGUCUUACCCGAUGUUUCCGGUACACGAGGAGAGGAUAAAAUGGGACGAAUAUGGAGAGAUCAUCAGGGUAGAAGAGUUCCUGGUUCCUGAACUUCAAGCCACAGAGGAGGAGAAGAGCAAACUGGAGUCGGGUCUGACUAACGGGGAUGAGCCCAUGGACCAGGAUCUGUCUGUCGUUCCCACCAAAUGCAUCUCAAGUAUAGAAAAUCUGGAGAUAAGAGCCAGGAUUGCAUAUAUCGACUACGAAGGUCGCUCUGAUGGCGACUCCAUAAAGAAAAUAAUUAACCAGAUGAAGCCCAGGCAGCUCGUCAUUGUUCACGGCUCACCAGAAGCCAGCCAGGACCUGGCUGAGUCCUGCAAGGCUUUCAGCAAAGACAUUAAAGUCUACACACCCAAGCUGCAGGAAACUGUGGACGCCACCAGUGAAACACACAUCUACCAGGUGCGUUUGAAAGACUCGUUGGUGAGCUCGCUGCAGUUCUGCAAGGCCAAAGACACGGAGCUGGCGUGGAUCGACGGCGUGCUUGACAUGCGUGUAGUGAAGGUGGACACCGGCGUGAUGCUGGAGGAGGGUGUUAAAGAAGAGGCGGAGGACAGCGACAUGCCAGUGGACAUCGCCCCCGAUCUUGACAUCGAUCAUGACGCCACGGCGGUGGCAGCUCAGCGCGCCAUGAAGAACCUGUUUGGAGAGGAUGAGAAGGAGGUGUCGGAGGAGAGUGAUGUCAUUCCCACGCUUGAGCCGCUGCCUCUGAGCGAGAUUUCAGGGCAUCAGUCUGUGUUCAUCAACGAGCCGCGGCUGUCCGACUUCAAGCAGGUCCUGCUCAGAGAGGGCAUCCAGGCUGAGUUCGUGGGUGGAGUCCUGGUGUGUAACAACAUGGUGGCCGUCCGCAGGACUGAGCCGGGACGGAUCGGACUGGAAGGCUGCCUGUGUGACGACUACUUUAAGAUCCGGGAGCUGCUAUAUCAGCAGUACGCAGUUGUGUAGCAGCAGCAGAUCCAGCAAAGCAGAGACUUUACACGGACUUCACCAAGAGGAGAGCGGUGAAGCACUGCCUCACGGACGGCUCCAUCUCCUGCGCUUCAGACCUUCUUGUACAUUUUGUUUCUAAAAUAUUGUUUUUUACCGUUUUUCUCCAUCAAGUGAAAUGCAGAUGCUUUAUUGUGAGCAAACUGUAGCCCUGAGGUUUGCAUGUUUCUGCAAAUCCACCAACUUUACAGAGUUUUGGUUCUUGUUCUCUCAGUAAAAUGUUUUUCAUGUUUA
Messenger RNA from Nothobranchius furzeri (turquoise killifish), 2949 nucleotides. The record is from RefSeq and is a predicted model, not a curated record. Lineage: Eukaryota; Metazoa; Chordata; Actinopteri; Cyprinodontiformes; Nothobranchiidae.